AAGCCAGGCUUUAUCUUGUUGAGUAGUUGUGAAGAGUAAACCUUCACAUGAAGCGUAGGGCCGUCGCCGUGGGGCCGAUGCGACGGCAGGCGAAGGCGAUGGAGCUCUGGCUCGAGGGCUCGGGCGGACGACGGUGACAUUGGUCGCCCGCCUGCUGGAACUGCAGUGACCGAGGAUUAUUUAAGAUCAGGUUGUAGCCAUUUUCAACAAGGAUCACUGAUCAAAAUUGUUCUUUUUACAAAGAGAUUUACAAGUUAAACAUGAAGGGAAAAUACUGGAAUCAUUUGGAUUCUGACAGGAUAAAGAAUACAAUAUUUCACAUUUACUUGUAAUGGAACCUUUGUAAGAUUCAUCACUUGUCAUUCACCCAGUUGGGAACAUGGAUGUUGGUUUUUCUCGUACUGCUGUUCAGACACUGUCAAGAAGCCACUGCAAAAACAUCAAACAAAAAAUUUCUCAAUGGGAAGGAAGGGCUAAUGGUAUAUCUAAUCCAGAAAAGUGGCGUCCAAAGGACUUUGGAGUGAGAUAUAACUGUCACCAAGAGAUCCAUCUUAAGAAAAAUCCUAUAGCUGAGAGAAAGAGCAAAAACUUGGAUGUAACCAGCUGUGAAAAUGUGGGUCUAGAUAUAAAUGAAGAUACCAAAAGCCAUGAUCAAAGUGAGAAUGAAAAUAAGAAACAUGAAUAUGACGAUACACACUUCUUUAAAAAUGAAUCAGAAUCCAACUGGGUAUGUUCUCGGGUCAAAGAAAUUGAAAGCUGUAAAGAAGAUGUCUUACAUCCAGAGACUUCAUUACCUCCAGGAAACUUCUAUACCUCACAAAUACUGUGGAAGAAAAUAGAAGCACUUCCGCCAGAUAAACUCUUAAAUUUGGCUUUAGAACAUUGUGACUCUUCAGAAAAAGAACUGAACUUCAGAGUUCUGGAUAGUUCAUACGGAAUAACCAAGAGCUUAGAAAAUAUUUACUCUGAACCUGAGGGGCAAGAAUGUGGACCUUCCAUAAAUCCUUUGCCAAAACCUCGUAGGACAUUCAGAUAUUUAUCCGAAUCUGGUGUUAUGCCGUAUAAAGAAAGAAACUGUGACAAAAAAUACUGUGAAAAUAAUUCUUGUGCACAAUCUUCUUUGGCCUCUUCUCAGGAACCUAAACCAAAGAAAUACGGUGGAAAAAUCAGAGGAAGAUCUAAAAGGAAAUCCUUUGAAUUUGAGGAUAUUCAGCACUUUCGAAAUCGGAACUCACAGACGAUUCGUGAAGAACUUGGAAGAAAUUCUGGGUCAGCACUUUAUUACACACAGUCUGAGGACAAUAUCUAUGAAGAUAUCAUAUAUCCCACCAAAGAAAAUCCAUAUGAAGAUAUUCCAGUGCAGCCUUUACCUAUGUGGAGAUCCCCUUCAGCAUGGAAGCUACCACCUUCUAAAAGUGCUUUUAAAGCACCCAAGCUCCCUCCCAAACCUCAGUUCCUUCACCGGAAGACUAUGGAAGUAAAGAACUCACAAGCUUAUUUGCGGUCAAAGCUCACAAAAGAUACCACUUUGCCGGUCACUUUAACGGAAUGGAAGCUUUUCCGAGCUGGUGAAGUUGCAAACACGAAAAGGAAAAAUCUUCCAAGGCUUGUAUUGAAAAUAGAUGACAUAUUUGAAUCUAAAAGAGGGAAGAAGAAGGUAAAGUUACAUUCUUACACUGGAAAAGAAUUACCUCCGACAAAAGGUGAAACCAGUGGGAACGAAAGUGAUGCUGAGUAUCUGCCAAAGAAUCGCCAUAAACGCUUAGCACAACUGCAACAGUCUUCCAAGAGGAAUCCUCACUACCAGACCUUGGAGCGGGAUCUUAUUGAAUUACAGGAGCAGCAGCUGUUUGAACUUUUUGUGGUGGUGUCUCUACAGAAGAAACCAUCAGGAAUAAGCUAUAUUCCCCAGGUCAUACAACAAUUCCCUGGCAAGGAUGAUCAUGGCUAUAAGCAGUCCAAAGACAUGGAAGAGAGGCUUAAAGUUAUCCCAAAAUUUUGUUUUCCUGAUUCAAAGGACUGGAUGCCAACCUCAGAACUCAAGAGUGAAACAUUCUCCUUUGUCUUGACUGGUGAAGAUGGAAGCCGGUGGUUUGGUUACUGUAAGAAGCUCUUGCCAGAAGGCAAAGGAAAGCGACUCCCUGAGGUGUACUGCAUGGUUAGUCGCCUAGGCUGCUUCAAUCUUUUUUCAAAGAUUCUGGAUGAAGUAGAGAAGAGAAGAGAAAUGUCUCCAGCCCUUGUUUACCCAUUCAUGCGAAGUGUCAUGGAAGCUCCUUUCCCAGCUCCUGGACGCACCAUCACAGUUAAGAGUUACCUCCCUGGGGCUGGAGAUGAGUCCAUUGAACUCUGCCGACCACUAGAUUCCCGAUUGGAACAUGUUGAUUUUAAAUGUCUCUUUAAGUGCCUGAGUGUGUGUCAUCUCAUCCGGGUCUGUGCCUCUCUCCUUUUGGAGCGUAGGGUAAUCUUUGUUGCCAACAGCCUAAGCACCCUGUCAAAAUGUGGCCAUGCUGUGGUAGCUACACUGUAUCCAUUCACCUGGCAGCAUACCUAUAUCCCAGUCUUGCCAGCAUCUAUGAUUGACAUCGUGUGCUCGCCUACUCCAUUCCUUAUUGGAAUCCUGUCUUGCUCCUUACCACAGCUCCAGGACCUACCCAUUGAAGAGGUGCUGAUAGUUGAUCUCUGUGCAGACAAGUUCUUACAGGAGGUAUCUGAUGAGGAUGAAAUUCUACCACCAAAACUUCAAGCUGCCCUGAUGCAGAUUUUGGAAGAACGAAAUGAAAUCUUGACUCAGGAGCAGAAUUUUUCACAAGCAGAUGUGACACUCAACUCUCUGGUAUCCGAAGCAUUUGUCAGGUUUUUUGUGGAGUUGGUAGGACAUUAUUCUUUGAACAUGACUGUCACUGAGCGUGGGGAGCGUGUUUUCCAAAGGGAACCAUUCCGUAAGUCCCACACCUCCCGAAGUGUACGCCACUUCCUGGAUCUCUUCAUGGAGACUCAGAUGUUUGCAGGAUUCAUCCAGGACCGAGAGCUUCGGAAAAGUGGAGUUAAAGGAUUGUUUGAGGUCCGGGCCAUCCAGUAUUUGGAAACAAUUCCUGAGUCGGAGCCCAGUGGGAUGAACAGAAUUUUGCGGAGUCUUGGAAGUAAAAUGAAAUUUCUGCAGAAGAAAUGAAAUCUCUGAUUGUCUCCAUCCUGAAUAUACAACAGAAAGUGCCAAAGAAAAUAUUUUUCCAAGGGUCAGGAUCCCAUGAAGUAUUCUACAAAAUUCUUGAAAUUUUAAAAGGUUAAAGAACGAGUCAGGCCGUCAGAGGAGGAUUCUCCUGUUGCUGCUGUAGUAAUCACCGGAGAAUUGUUGGGAAUGGUCUGGAACCAGUGCCAUCUUUACUCUGUCUCCUUUUUUUUUUUAUAGCAGCCUUUUCUAUGUGAUUCUUGGGCUCAUUCUCUGUUUUGUGCUUUGUCUGUGAAAGUAGUUGUCUUUCACAAGGAAAAGCCUUGUUGUUGUUACAUUUAAAAAAUAGCUCAAAGAUGAGAAUAAUGAGAGAAAUGCGGAGUUUAAGGUAGUAGAGAGACACGAUGGAAAUGGAGAACACUAGCCUUAUACACAUAAUUCUCAUCACUGAACUAUCAUGGCAGCUUUAAACCCAUGGGCUGUUUGACCUGGGCUAAGGAAUAGACUCAUCACAUAUCUCCAUUGUUUUGCCUUAUAUUAUAUCUAGGGGAAUCUCACUUAGGAGGAAGCCCUACUUGUAAUAUUAUAAGGUACUCUUAUUAUGUACCUUAUAAAAUUAGACAUCUUGCAACUCCUCCUCCAAAUUAUGUGGCAUUUGAGUAGUUUGCUUGUCCCUCACAUGUCAACAUUAAACUUUGUGGAGGCUGGAUGCAGUGGCUCACACCUGUAAUCUCCACCACUUUGGGAGGCUAAGGCAGGAGUUUGAGGGUAGGAGUUUGAGACUAGCCUGGGCAACAUAGCAAGAUCCCAUCCCUACAAAAACAUUUUAAAAAUAAGUAAAUAAAUUUAAACUUUGUGAAAUUAUAGUUAAUAUGAAAAUGUCCUUUCAAGGGCAUGGGAGCCACCUUUAUUUUUUAGUGUCCACCAUGUGCCAUGCACUGUGGUAUAUGUAUGCAUAUCAUCUCAACCAAUCCUUAAAUCAACCUUAUGAGAUAGAUAUUUGCAUCUCCAUUUUACCAAUAAAGAAACUGAGGCUGGGUGCUGUGGCUCACAUCUGUAAUCCCAGCACUGUGGGAGGCCAAGGCGAGUGGAUCAUUUGAGGUCAGGAGUUCGAGACCAGCCUGGCAACAUGGUGAAACUCUGUCUCUACUAAAAAUACACACAAAAAAUUAGCUGGGCAUGGUGGCAGGUGCCUGUAAUCCUGGCUGCUCGGAAGGCUGAGCCACGAGAAUCGCUUGAGCCCAGGAGGCGGAGGUUGCAGUGAGCUGAGAUCAUGCCACUGCAUUCCAGCCAGGGUGACAGAGCGAGACUCCAUCUCAAAAAAAAAAAAAAAAAAAAAAAGAAAAGAAAAAGAAAAAAGAAAAAAACAAAUUCGAAGAAGUUAAAUACGUUGCCCAAAGUUGUACAACACAGAACUGAAGCCAGGACUUUUAUGGACACAGAAAAAGUUGGUUAGUCCUACAGAUGGAAAUUUCAUCUCAAUGGGAUUAUAUAGCUAUUUAUUUUAUUAAUAAAAAUUUUCUAUUAAGUGUACCAGAGCCACUUUUCAGCUCUGAGGAUAAGGAACUUUAUAGGUGCCUAGAUGAGACUCUUUUUAUUCCCCAAGAAAUGUUGAAAUUUUUGCUCUAAUUAAAUUAGACUCAAAAUAUGAACAUUCCUUGAACAUAUACCACUUAGUCAUCCAGACCUUUAAUAUCUAAAGUAGUAGUAGUAUUGAUUAGAAAGAGAAAGUUUUCAGUGAUGGUGCAGUGUUUUGUGUGUGUGUGUGUGUGUGUGUGUGUGUGUGUGUGUGUGUGUGUGUGGUUUUUUUUUUUUUUUUUUUUUGAGAUGGAGUUUUGCUCUUUUUGCCCAGGCUGGAGUGCAAUGGUAUGAUCUCGGCUCACUGCAACCUCCGCCUCCUGGCUUCAAGCAAUUCUCCUGCCUCAGCCUCCUGAGUAGUUGGAAUUGUAGGCGCCCGCCACCACACCUGGCUAAUUUUGUACUUUUAGUGGAGACAGGGGUUUCACCAUGUUGGCCAGGCUGGUCUCGAACUCCUGACCUCAGGUGAUCCACCCACCUUGGCCUCCCAAAGUGCUGGGAUUACAGGCGUGAGUCACUGCACCCGGCCUGUAUGUGUGUGUUUGUGUUCUUUUUUUCAAACUCAUGGGCAAAUUCAAGUUCAGAUGGUGCACUUUUCAUUGAUUAAUGUUAUAGCAAAUGUCAGUUUGUUUUCUUCAGUUUCUGCUGAUGGUUUUAACUGGCACAGAAAGUAUUUAUUCAACCUUACAAAACUGUGUAAGUUGUAUUGUGAUACAGUUUAUUGACUUGUACAGUACUGUCAUUACAACCCAUUCAGGUAUGCAUGAAUCUGAAGCAGAACACCAUUUAAGACUGGUGCUGUAUAAUAUAAUUCCUACAGAUGUGGGUCCAGGGAAUAGAACUGAGCCUGUCUUUUUUUUAAUGUUAAGCAGGUUAUCCCCAGUGGGGCUUCUACUAGACAUCUCUCCAUUUGAUCUCUUACACUCCAACCCAGCGGGAACAGUUAAUAAUUGGAUGUUUAUAAAAUGGGGGUAAAAGGGUUUACUGUGAUGGAUCCUGGCUAUCCCUCUAGGAGGAGACCUUUGCUUCAGCAAUGGUGUCUUCAUCCUCGCAGCCUGAAGCUGCUUCAUUUCCUUAGGUCUGUUGUGUUUUGUUCCUGUAAAGUGUUAUGAAUUCUGGAUAUUUUUGUAAAAGAAUCAAGAUUUGUAUAAAAUGUUGUUUACAGAUCUUUUAAUGAAUAAAUACAUAAAAACCCCACA
Messenger RNA from Pongo pygmaeus (Bornean orangutan), 5943 nucleotides. It is a transcript of the gene DENND2C, whose product is annotated as DENN domain containing 2C. The transcript is spliced from 19 exons. The coding region runs from base 380 to 3169 and encodes 929 amino acids. The record is from RefSeq and is a predicted model, not a curated record. NCBI's taxonomy places the organism in Eukaryota, Metazoa, Chordata, Mammalia, Primates, Hominidae.